GUAGUAUCUCAAAGUGCACCAUCAACUUGAAAAAAAUGGAUUCACUGUUGGCGUUCAAUUUUUCCUCCCUGGGAAAAAAGGAAGACAGUCAGUUUUCUUUCUUUCUUGGAAAAACGAAAAAAAAUACCGAGAGCCAGGGGCAGGCUAGCAGGCCGACGGGCCACGGCUCGCUGGCUCCCUGUCUUGUCCAUGAGGCAGUGAGUGGGGAACGAACGGUACGGCUGGCUCACCAUGGCCGACGCGGCGAUCGCCCCUCUCCUGCCCGGCGAAGCGGAAGGCGACGACGAGGACGCGUGCCGCAUCUGCCACCUCCCAGCAGAGGCGGGCCGCCCCCUGCGCCACCCCUGCGCCUGCCGCGGAAGCAUCAGGUUCGUCCACGACGACUGCCUGCUCCGAUGGCUGUCCUCGCGACGUGGCUUGAGCUCGGCAUCGUCUCAGAAGAGAACAAAUCUGGACCUCUGAUAGUGUUACUUAAGGAUGUAGAGAAAUCAUUCGCUGGAGUUACAGAGUCACUUUCAUCUUUGAGGAGCAAACUUGAAUCACUUCCAUCUGGUGUUCUUGUUAUAGGAUCCCACACCCAGAUGGACAGCCGCAAAGAGAAGGCGCAUCCUGGAGGUUUUCUUUUCACAAAGUUUGCCAGUAGCAGCCAGACACUUUUUGACCUUUUCCCGGAUAGCUUCGGUAGCAGGUUGCAUGAAAGAAGCAAAGAAAGUCCAAAGACAAUGAAACAUCUAAAUAAACUUUUCCCAAACAAAAUUUCAAUCCAGCUUCCGCAGGAUGAAGCUCUACUUACAGAUUGGAAGCAGCAGUUGGAUCGUGAUGUUGAAACACUUAAAGCCAAAUCAAAUAUUGGUAGCAUUCGCACGUUUCUGAGCCGCAAUGGAAUUGAAUGCAAUGAUCUUGAAGAAUUAUUCAUCAAAGACCAAUCACUGAGUAAUGAAAAUGUGGACAAGAUUGUUGGGUACGCAGUGAGUUAUCACCUUAAGCACAAUAAAAUUGAAACGUCCAACUCCAAGGAUGCUAAACUUGUACUCGCAAGUGAAAGCCUUAAGCAUGGGCUCAACAUGCUGCAAAGCAUGCAAAGUGAUAACAAGAGCUCCAAAAAAUCACUGAAGGAUGUUGUCACAGAGAAUGAAUUUGAGAAAAGGCUAUUGGCAGAUGUUAUACCACCUAAUGACAUUGGAGUUACCUUUGAUGAUAUUGGAGUCCUGGAGAAUGUAAAGGACACGUUAAAGGAGCUGGUGAUGCUCCCUUUACAAAGACCUGAAUUGUUCUGCAAAGGCCAGUUAACAAAGGUAGCAUCAUAAUGCCUAAUUAUGCUUGAAAUCGCUUACAUGGGGUGUCAGAGUGUUCCCAACUAGGGUUGCCUAUAUGGUUGAUAUUUUUUCAAGCGUGGCAUCCACUAGGGGUUGUUAUGGUUUAUUGUUU
Molecule: messenger RNA, 1428 nt
Organism: Sorghum bicolor (sorghum)
Lineage: Eukaryota; Viridiplantae; Streptophyta; Magnoliopsida; Poales; Poaceae
Exons: 8
Coding region: 36-1307 (423 amino acids)
Cellular component (GO): mitochondrial outer membrane
Source: RefSeq, a predicted model, not a curated record